AUGGGUCACCACCCUAGUCAUUACACAUAUGGGAGUUUACUGAAAGGACUAUGCCAAGGAGGACAUUUUGAAGAGGCUGUAAAAUUCUUGAGUAAACUCCAUUACAUCCCUUGCUGUGUGGAUGUUGUUGUCUACAACACAUUGCUGGCUGAGGCCUGUAAAUCAGGGAAUUUGCAAGUGGCAAUAAUCCUUUUGGAUGAGAUGAUCUCGAAUAACGUGCUCCCUGAUAGGUACACAUAUGCGAAUCUUCUUGCUGGAUUAUGUAGAAAGGGCAAGAUGGUUGCUGCAAUGCUACUGUUUGAAAAAGCAAUGGAAAGAUCAUUCUCUCCGAACCAUGUUAUGUAUACAUGCUUGAUCGAUGGGCUUUUCAAAGCAGGCCAGCCAAAGGCUGCUGCUUAUUUUUAUGAAGAGAUGCUAAAGAAAGGUAUCAACCCUGAUACAGUUGUAUUAAAUGCAAUUAUAGAUGGCUAUUCCAGAAUAGGGUGCAUAGAAAAGGUGAACAAUUACUUUUCUACGAUGAAAGGUGGAAGUUUAUGCCCUUGUUUGGCUACAUAUAAUAUUCUCCUACGUGGCUAUUCAAAACAACAGGAUAUACCAAGAUGCUUUGCAAUAUACAAUACCAUUAUUAGGAAAGGUUUUGUUCCGAAUGAAUUGACAUGCCAUUCUCUAAUUCAUGGGCUUUGCAAGUCAGGUGUGCUGGACAUUGCUGUGAAAAUUUUGAGAAACAUGGUUAUGGAAGGUACAGCGGUUGAUAAGCGUACUUUUGACAUGCUAAUCACCAAAUGCAGCAGCAAUGGUGAGAUGGGAAAGGCCUUUGAUCUCUUAAAUACUAUGAAUUCUCUUGGAAUUUUGCCCGAUGGAGACACUUACAGUUCCAUACUUAAAGGAAUUAACAGGACAUAUGACUUUCAAGUAUCUCUCACUUUUCUGCAUGAAAUGUUGGAGAAGGGUUUUAUACCUACUAAUAGGCAAUAUGUUACUUUAAUUACUGGUAUGUGCAGAGUGGGAGAUAUACAAGGAGCAUUCAAACUAAAAGAUGAAAUGGAGGCUCUCGGAAUUGGCUCCCGAAAUGUGGCUGACAGUGCUAUGAUUAGAGGGCUUGUGCGGUGUGGGAAAAUGGAAGAAGCAAUGCUGAUUCUUGAUUGCAUGCUUAGGGUGCAGCUUGUUCCAACUAUCGCCACUUUCACAACUCUGAUGCAUAAGUUCUGCAAAGAAUUUAACCUGAUGGAGGCUGUAAAACUAAAAAAUAUAAUGGAGUUUCAUGGUGUAAAUCUUGAUGUUGUUGCUUACAAUGUUCUCAUUACUGGCCUUUGUGCUAGUGGUGAUAUUGUACAUGCAUUUGAUCUAUAUGAGGAGAUAAAACAAAGGGACCUCUGCCCGAAUACCACCACGUUUACUGUUCUUACUGAUGCUCUCUUGACCAAGAACAAUAUUGUGAAGGGUGAAAUGCUUUUGAUGGAUUUACAAGACAGGGGAUUGAUAUCUCGAGAUCAAAGCACCCAAGAUUUGCACAAAGGUUUGAUGGUUGCUAGGGAGAAGUUAAAUUUAUUGAGGCACCAAAGGAUGAGAAAUAGAGCAAAAAAGGUUUGAAAGUGGGGUUAGAAUUUAUGGACAAGGACAGGACCAUUGUGGAGGCUUGCUAGCAAACGAGGUUGUGAUGGGAAUUUCUUUACCUAACCGAUUGGGAUGCAAUAUGAGCACGCCUCUUUAUGGAUUGGUGGGGAGCAGAUUUUAGGCUUUCAGCUGCUAAAGUUGGGAAGCCUUCCGACACUAAGUACAUCAAGAUUUAUGGUUUCCCCGCUGACUUUCACUAGUGCCAAUACGAGCCGUGAUAUGUGCCAUG
Messenger RNA from Ilex paraguariensis (yerba mate), 1843 nucleotides. Lineage: Eukaryota; Viridiplantae; Streptophyta; Magnoliopsida; Aquifoliales; Aquifoliaceae. The record is from the annotation of a GenBank genome assembly.